CAUUCUAUAUUUCCUCGUACAUAACAUAUUUUGAAAAGAACAUGGAAGACGCUCUCUUCUUUAUGAGCAAACAUUUUCUACUCUUAUCUUAUUCACUACAUAGUUUCCUAUAUCCAUCAUUGCUUCUUAGGUAUUAUUUAUGCUUUUUUUCGAACAUAGUACAAUUUCUCUUUUGCUUUUAAUAUAAUUUUACAGUGUUCUACAUAUUCGAUUUUAACAAAAUUAUUAGUACCAUAGUAAACAGUGUUUUCACAUUAGCACAAGAAGUUGGUGCUUAAAAUAAAAUCCUCACUUACUUAAAAUUAAAAUCUUCACUAUUACCAUAAAGUGUUUCCUAUUUCAGAAUGCAGUUUAUUAUAUACGCUUUUCCAUAUUUUUUAAAUUCUGUAGUAUGCAUAAAUUUCUGUUAUAAUAUUGCUGAAUCUUAGAUAGAAUGAACCUUUUUCUGCAUGAACAAAAGUGAUUUGAUAAAUAAAUAAAACUAUGUAAAAAGCGAUUGAAUUCUGAAGCGUUUUCUCGGGCUGCAGAUGAAAAUAACUUAGUGACCGGCAUUUUAGGAGUAUGAAGAACAGACACGUCAGACAAACAGAAACAAAAAUUGGAAAGAAAAAGAGAAACGAAUAAAUAGACUGAAUAAAUUGAAAAGAGAAAAUGAUCGUUCAAGGUUUUAUGCCAAAAUAUCAAAUUGACUAGGAAAGAGAAUUGGAGAACAAGAAAAGCAAAGUAUAAAGAACAAGAUAUUCUGCGGCAAAGAAAGAGAAUCAGAUGCGUUAAAUAAGCGAAAUGUCAAUACUGUAGUAUGUGAACGAAAUGAAUGUAUAUAAACAUGCACAGUGAAAGAUGAGAGAAUGAUUGUUCAUAAUGUAUAGCAUAGGAUGUAAAUGCAGUGGAAUCCGAAAACUUGAUCAUAUUGCGGGCAUUUUUUUUCUGUAAGAUGUUCCGUGCAAAUAAAACUUGCUCAAUUUUGAACAAACGUUCAUGAAUUUAGGAUGUUCAAACUUUUGUUUUCGGCCCUACCUAUCUUUAUUUGCGAGAUGUUGCUACAAUGAGAAUCAAAAUUCUCUAUCUAAGUAAAAGUUGAAGAGUUACAAGUGAUUUUAAAUUGAAGCUAACAUUUAUGGCCACAACGUACAAGACUUCGAUUUUAAGAAAUGUUUGAUCUGUUGCGCCUGCUUUUUUCUUUUUCGACUUUAUUCAGUCUGCCUGUAUAUUCUAUGGUACGUGUUCAUGGAAAAAGUAUUCGUUCAAUCAUAUUGUAGAAAAGAAAAACUAUAUAAUGUGUAUGAAAAACGACUGACCAAUUUAAUGAGAUAGAACAAGCGGAGAAAAGUAAUACAUGUAUAUAGUGUUUCUCUUGAAUAAACUUGCCCAUUACCUCAGUUGUCUCUACCUAUAUCUAUGUCAUUUUCAUCCACUAUUAUUCGUAAGUAAGGGAAGAUAUCAAUCAGUAUCAGUAUUGAAAGAUACGGUCAGUAACAUCGAAUGACAAUUGAUCAACAAAAUGGUGUCAGAAACGAUAAGGUGUGGUACUUGUGAAUGCUCAGAAAUAAAAUGAGCACUAAACUUCAAGCCAUUCAUUAGUUGUUUUGCUUUUUUUGUUUUACUUUUAUAGUUAUUUCAUAAAUUUACCUGAUUUGAUCAUCUUAGAAUUAUUUAAUUAUUUUACACCAAUUAAUUGUGUUCAACUGUUCUUUGACAUCGAUGAACGAUGGAAUCAAUUAUUACAUGAAAAAAAAUAUUUAACCCAUCUUGAUUAUUUAUCAUCACAAUACCUUUGUCCAUCAACAUACACUUAUUUUUGUAGACGCGUUUUACCAAAAAUUUAUCAUCAAAUUGUAUCAUUAUCUAUUAAUGAAAAUAUAACAUGUGCAAAAUUAAAAACAUUUCAUUUUAUAAAAAUGAAGAAUUUAAAAUAUUUAAAAUUAAGUUUUAUCUAUCAACCAGAAGAUUUAGAUCAAUGUUUACAACAGUUAGAAAAGAACCACAUUGAAUUAGGUAUUCAAUUUAUGAAUCGUUGUAAAAAAGAAUUUUUUCAAAUUUUAUUAAAACAUAUCGAUAACUUUGAAGCAUUUCAUUGUUCUGAUGCAUUAAAUUUAAAAUUUAACCUACCUGGUGGUCAUCGUUCAUUCGAUUAUGACUUAUUCGAUCGAAUUAUUCGAAAUUUAACAAAUUUAAAAUCUCUUUCAUUUGAUCUAUUUACAAAAGAACGAAAUAUGGAUGGUUAUCGUCUACAAAAAACAUUAUCAUCAAUGAAUUUAUCUUAUUUAGAAUUUCGUUUAGUUUUAUGUUACUGUGACUAUCCAUGCCAUCGUAAUCCUCAAAUAACAAAUAAAAAUAUAUAUUUAUGUUCAACAUUUACGCAAAUUCAACAAUGGAAUAUUUGUUGUCAUUAUGAUGUAUUAAGACAAUUAUACUUAAUUUAUACGAAACCGUGGAUGAAUAAUGUUGCAUUUGGUUGGAUAUUUGAAGUAUUGAUCAAUACGGAAUUAAAAAAUGAUUUUUAUAAUGUUAAAUAUGUUAGUUUUUGUAAUUCAGAUAAGCAACAUUUAACGUUUAAUUUAUUAACAAAAUAUUUCCCGAAUAUUAUUCAUCUGAGAUUAUUUCAAGCAUUCGAUUCUUCUCCUUCUUUAUUAUCGUUAAGAAGUACAACAGAAAUAACAAAACCAUUAAUAUUAAAUUAUUGCACGACAUUAAUAACACAUGAUAAAUAUCUUACAGUACAAAAUAAUUGUUUAUACGAAUGUGAAAAAAAUUUAAUACCAAAACGAAUUCGACGAUUAAAUUUAAUUGUAAUAAAUCAGUUGUAUGAAUUAACGAAUUUCACAUUAUGUCGUUUUCUACAAUUUUUAGAAUGUUUGUGGAUUGAGGAUAACAAUGAUACAUCAUCAUUAGAAACAAUGAACAUUGUACAAUUAGUAGAACAAUUAUUCACACAAUUACCAUGUUUAUACAAUUUUAAAUAUAUAAAAGAAAAGAAAAAUAUUGAUUUUAGUACAGAAUCAUUUGAUAAAAUGCUUUUGUUUUAUAGUGUAGAAUUAGAGGACAACUGUUUAACAAUAUGGAAAUAA
Didymodactylos carnosus is the source of this 3068-nucleotide messenger RNA. The record is from the annotation of a GenBank genome assembly. Lineage: Eukaryota; Metazoa; Rotifera; Eurotatoria; Philodinida; Philodinidae.